GCCAUAUUCUAGUGAUCCGGAGAAAUGGUGCCCCCUACCAGACGUCGUAGUUCCCGAAGGCGACGGUUUAAAUCCAAGUGAGCAUUUCAUGAGCUCUGAGCAACUAGAACUACAAGUGCAACGACUCUCCGCAGCCCUACGCGUCCCAACCGAGAGCUACGAUGAUAACGGCAACGUCGACGAAGAUCCUCGCUGGAAAACGUUCGAGGACUUCCACCAGGUGCUGGAACGGCUAUUCCCGCUUGUGCACUCGCAGCUUGAAAUUCGCAAGGUAAACCGAUAUGGCCUUCUGUAUACGUUUAGAGGCACGGAUAAUUCCAAGAAGCCCAUACUGUUGACGGCACACCAAGAUGUCGUGCCUGCGGGACCUGCUUCCCGUUGGACAUAUCCGCCGUAUGAAGGGCAUUUCGAUGGGUCUUUUAUAUGGAGCCGAGGGGCGGCCGAUUGUAAGAACGUCCUCAUCGGUAUACUCUCGGCUAUUGAAGAUCUUAUCUCGCAGUCGUUUGUACCUUUCCGUACUAUUGUGCUAGCUUUCGGGUUUGAUGAGGAGACAGGCGGUGUCAGAGGCGCAGCCACACUAAACCAAUCUUUAGUACAGGAAUGGGGUCCGGAUUCGUUUCUGUUUGUGUUGGACGAAGGCGGCAUGGGUGUGCAAAGCCAUGGGGAUGCCCUAUACGCUUAUCCUGGGGUGGGAGAGAAAGGCUACUACGAUAUCCAGCUGACCCUCGAGGUUACAGGCGGCCACAGCUCGAGGCCUCCAAGACAUACCGGUAUUGGUAUCAUGGCGGAUGCAAUCGUAGCGUUGGAAAAUGAGCCGUAUGCCCCUCGUCUAACAUAUUCAAACCCAUUUCGCAGGGUAUUGGAGUGUAGAACGAAACAUUCUCCCGAAGCAGUGCAACCAUGGUUGCGAGAUGCUCUUCUUAGUGGAGACGAGUACGAGAUUGCUAAGAAGCUCGCUGAAGAAGAAACAGAAGAGAAAUGGCUAGUUCAAACAAGCCAGGCCAUUGAUGUCAUUAACGGAGGCGUCACGGUGAAUGCUUUGCCUGAGAGUAUCGAAUUUCAAGUGAAUCAUCGCAUAGCACUACAUGAAUCAGCCCAGUACAUUAACAGUCAAAUUCGAAGAGUGCUGGACCCCAUUGUACAGAAGUAUGAGCUCGAACUUCGCUUUGAAACUAACAACGGCUCUUAUGCAGGGGGACCAGACCCGGACGCUAUUUCGUCUGGGAUCUUAAAGGCGAAAGGCUUGCAGGUAAUCAACAUAGCCCCGAUAUCAGCAACUGAUAACAACGUGUGGAGUGUUUUUAGCGGUACUAUACGACAUGUAUUCGAGAGUACAGAAAGUGGGAUGGGCAAGACUGUUGUCCCAGCUGGGAAUAUCAUGACAGGAAAUACGGACACUCUUCAUUAUUGGAAUCUUACGGACAACAUAUACAGAUUCACCCCAUCUAGGAACGGGACAAGGUUGAAUCAACACGGGAUCGACGAGCGGAUGGGUCUAACUGCUCACUUGGAAGGCAUCAGAUUAUAUUACGACUUGAUUCGAAAUUUUGAUAAUUGGGAGGACGCGUAA
Daldinia caldariorum is the source of this 1570-nucleotide messenger RNA. Its product is annotated as Zn-dependent exopeptidase. Gene Ontology annotation, cellular component: fungal-type vacuole lumen. The record is from RefSeq and is a predicted model, not a curated record. Lineage: Eukaryota; Fungi; Ascomycota; Sordariomycetes; Xylariales; Hypoxylaceae. Bases 89 to 1570 code for a protein of 493 amino acids. Gene Ontology annotation, molecular function: carboxypeptidase activity. The transcript has 3 exons.